CACUUUAAACCCACUCCCACCUACAGCCUGAGAGGAGGUGGAGGCGCCGAGCGGAAAAAAUUGAGCGGGCCGGCGGCGCGGCGCGGCGGCUGACUCCUCUGCUCGUCCGAUCGAGCUCGGUUCGUCGGGUGAGCGCCGUACGUCCCCCCUUCUCAGCGCGAAUCUUCUCCGCUCGUGGCGAUUUCCGAUGGAUUUGUGUCGGCGGUAGGCGCCGAUCCAGCGAAGUAGUUGCGGGUGACGAGCUGUUCUCCGAUUGGGUCCCCGCGCGGGUUCCUCGACGAUCCUGAGGCGGAAUUCGUUCAUUUCUAGCCAGAUUCGCCGUCGAUUCGGUGCGGCUACCUUAGGAAUUGGGAAUCAGGGGCAUCUGUGCGUGAGCUGUCCUGCUCGUUCGUGGUCUAGCUCGCGGGCGGGUCUCCGGCUUGAUCCGUCCUACGGUUGCUGAGGGCCGUGGUGAUGAUCCCCGGCUGUGGGAUUCAGCAACUCGUUAGGUUUAUCCCCCGAUUUUGUUACUGCUCGUGGUUUCAGUUCACUACCCCGGAUGGGACUUUUUUUAGUUCAAAUUUCGUCACGAACGAGUGGUUGGAUUUUGCAUUGUUGGCCCUCGGUAGUUUUGUGGAGACGGUCCAAAGUUUGAUCUGAGCAUCGAUGUCCUGGAUUUAUGUAUACUGCAAAGAUGGUCACAGGGUAAAAAUGCUUGCUUAUAGUAGACACUUGACAGAUAGUUUGUGGUAAAAGUUGAUCCUGUACUCCUAUAUAUAGUAGACGCUUGAGAUAGACUAGGAUAUAUGUUCUGGCUUGUCUUGUACUCGAAGUUGAUCCUGUACUCCUAUAUAUACGCCCACGAGGCUCAAGCAAUAAAUCAAUGAUUCCACCAAUCCUUUAUGUCCCUUCUAACAGUAAUGUGUCGCAUUUUAUCAAUCGGCAAAGCCAAGUGGGGGGUAUUUGCUCAAUUGCGGAGAAAGAAGGGCAUUUUGGCCAGGGCAGAGCUAACAUGGGACAUUUUUGUCAACUAUUAGCCUUGAAGUUUUGGUGAGAGAAGGGAGUACAACCGUGCAGGGAGUGGUUCAUGGCGGCCGUGGCGCGCGGCCAACGGAGAAGGAGCCGUGCUCCCGGGGCUGCCUCCGCCGCUGCGGCUGAAGACGACGGGGAGGAGCAGCACCUCAACCCCUUCCUCUCGGACGCGGCACCCUCUUCCUCGAGAGUCCAGUUCAGGAACGUCGCGUCGCGGGCGCGGUGGGUGGAGGAGGCUGGUGCGGCAGAGGUGUUGGACAACAAGGGGAAGCUCUGGCUGACCACUGGCAUAGCACGGGGCGGCAAGCUCUACUACAAUGUGGAGGAGAUCGGGUUCUUGGCAGAAAGAGGGGCAUUGGUUCUUCUCGAUGACAAGGAUGAAACAGUUGGAAUGGAGGAGAUUUAUGGAAAGAUUGCAAGAGGAAGUUAUGGGUGCUCCUGGGAUGCCUUCCAAGCUUACAGGCACUUGAAGUUGCUUGGCUACAUUGUUGGACGAUAUGACGUUCCCUGGACAAUGAAGCAAAUCCGUUCUGGUGACAUCACUAAUUCCCCCGACAGUAUGGAUGGCACAAGCCAGAACUUUGGUAAAGCCAAUGGUGCCUGCAAUGACAUUACCAAAUUGCUGAAAGGAAUGCUCAUAGAUGGGAUGUAUCCAACCUUUAAAGUGCAUCUACCAAAUAGCAAAUUUAAGAAGUCGUCCCCAGGAGUCCCUAGUUUUCUUGUAUGUCUGUUAAGAGACAAGCCACCUCCAAGGGAUGAACUUGAAACGGUGGAGAAUAAGUUUGGCGGCAUCCCUCUUAAAUUCUGUCAAGUUGAUAAUGGGCGUGUCAGCUUCCUCUCCUUCGAUAAAGUUACACUUCCUAGUUUGCCCUGAUAGACAACUGCAGGAAUGGUUUUUAGCUUUCGCCUGUUCUGUCCUGUAAAGCUCCGACUGGCUGCAUCAGGAUGUCUGCUUCUGUGCCGCUUCUCAGGGCCGAGAAAGUUGCCAGGUUGAUCUUCAGGUUCUCCAGUUGUGUGCGGAAUCGUGUCCACUCUUUGCUGCUUGGUUACUGCUGGAUACUGAUGAUGUUGUUUCGGGUGGUGCAACAGGAAAAUUUGGAUUUUCCGACUGCGAUGAAUGCCACUCUUUUCCCUCUCUGCCUUGAGGUCUGGGCAUGGAGUUGGAAUGCUCAUGAGCAGCGAGCGUGUCAGGAAGCGAAGCCAUGAGUAUUAUUUUUCCUUUGGUGAUGAGGAGUGCAUCAUUUUCAUGAGGUUCCCUAACACAGUAGAUGGCCUUUAACUUCUAGCUGGAACUUGCAACCUAUAAAGGCAUCGUAAAUUUUGAAAGGAAGGCAUAUCAGAUUUGCAGUCCAGAAAACAUGUUGUGUUCGAGCAAGAGAUCAUCGUAGCAUUGUCA
Messenger RNA from Triticum aestivum (bread wheat), 2407 nucleotides. RefSeq lists its product as uncharacterized. The transcript has 4 exons. The coding region runs from base 1067 to 1885 and encodes 272 amino acids. Gene Ontology annotation, biological process: tRNA-type intron splice site recognition and cleavage. NCBI's taxonomy places the organism in Eukaryota, Viridiplantae, Streptophyta, Magnoliopsida, Poales, Poaceae. Gene Ontology annotation, cellular component: tRNA-intron endonuclease complex. The record is from RefSeq and is a predicted model, not a curated record.